AUGGGCAGGCCCCGGGCGCGGGCCGGCCCAGGGCUGCUGCUGGGCCGCGCCUGGCUCUGGUGGCGCCAGAGGCCUGGCUGGGCCGCCGCGGCGGCGGCGGCCUGCGGCGGCGCGCUCUUCGGCGCUUGCCAACCGCCGCAGCCGCACUUCGAUCAGGCCCGCCCGCCCCAAGACGUCUGUGGCCUGUCCGGCGCCACCAUGGUGAACAUCCCGAAGACGAGGAAUACCUACUGCCGCAAGUGCAAGAAGCACACCACGCACAAGGUCUCGCAGUACAAGACCGGCAAGGCCUCCCUGAGCGCCCAGGGCAAGCGGCGUUACGACAAGAAGCAGGCCGGCUUCGGCGGUCAGACGAAGCCGGUGUUCCACAAGAAGGCGAAGACCACCAAGAAGAUCGUGCUCAAGUUUGAGUGCACCAAGUGCAAGGCCAAGCGCAUGAAGCCGAUCAAGCGCACGAAGCACUUCGAGCUGGGCACCGACUCCAAGAAGGGCAAGGAGCCCCAUGCCUGA
Molecule: messenger RNA, 510 nt
Organism: Prorocentrum cordatum
Lineage: Eukaryota; Dinophyceae; Prorocentrales; Prorocentraceae
Source: the annotation of a GenBank genome assembly